AUGAACUCGACUAUUCCUCGCUUCCGCGUAGUCUGUCGAUGUGGCGUGGUCCACCGGCAGGUCGAGUGUGAACCACGACCUGUUGUCCCACGGGCGCCGACAAAACGCUUCGUUUAUAACCUUUUCGACUUUUUUCAUCAGUUGACUCUCUCUCCUUAUCUUCCUCUCUCCUUAUUUUCCUCUCUCUCUUUCUCUUUCUCUUUCUCUCUCUCGCUCUCUCUCUCUCUCAUUCAUUAUCUCCGACUUGAUCGUCUUCCCUGCCUGUCAUCUUCAUUCUCGUUUUUCUUUCUCUUUAGAUUAUCUCACGAGCUGAAUCUUUAUUCUCCUACGCUUCUUCCUCCAUCUUUUCAGGUUUUCUUUUCAGAUCCCCCGACUCCAUCUUCAUCCAGGAUCGUCUCAUUCAUAUCUAGUUUUUUUCCCCCUUUCAUUUUCGGUAAAUUAUCCUCCCCUCACUCUCCUUUUCUUCCUCUUCUCACCUCCGCCUUUCUAUUAUAUUUAGUUUUUCUUCUUUUUCUUUUUACUAUCUUCUUCUUCUCUUUACUCGUUUCUUCGCUUUCCUCUUUCUACCUAUUUUCUUCUCUUUCUUCUUUCUUAUUCUCUUUCUUUUGCCACUCUCUACUCUCUUCUUCUCAUUCACCUCCCUCUACACUUCCUCUUCUUUUUAUCCUACUACGUACUUCUUUUUCUAUUUCCUCUCUCUACUCUCUCCCACUCAUUCACUUCUCUCUCCCUUUCUCUUCUUUUUAUUCUCCUUACUCUCUUCCUUUUCUCUUUCCUCUCUCUAUUCUCAUCUUCUUAUUCACCUCCCUCUACUUUUAUUCUCCCGACACUCUUUUUUUUCACGUGCCUCUCUCUACUCUCUUCUACUCAUUCACCCUUCUCUCUCUCUUUCUCUUCUUUUAUUCUCCUUACCCCUCCUUUUCUCUUUCCUCUCUCUCUCUCUCUACUCUCUUCUUAUCAUUCACGUACCCCAUCCUGUUCUCUUCUUUUUAUUUUCAAGACACUCUUUCUUUUCUCUUUCCACCCUUUCUUUCAUCUAAUCUCAUCUCCUCCUUCACCUCUCUCCUCUUCGUUUUCUCAUUCUCACUACAGUCUUCCUUUUCUCUUUCCUCUCUCCCCUUUUUUCUUCUCAUUCAUCUCUCUCCCCCUUCCUUUUCUUUUCCCGUUAGCUUCUCAACGGGUUUGAUUUUACCAUAG
Molecule: messenger RNA, 1197 nt
Organism: Acanthosepion pharaonis
Lineage: Eukaryota; Metazoa; Mollusca; Cephalopoda; Sepiida; Sepiidae
Source: the annotation of a GenBank genome assembly